Ascochyta rabiei is the source of this 3741-nucleotide messenger RNA. RefSeq names its product Chitinase. Gene Ontology annotation, biological process: carbohydrate metabolic process. The coding region runs from base 1 to 3741 and encodes 1246 amino acids. NCBI's taxonomy places the organism in Eukaryota, Fungi, Ascomycota, Dothideomycetes, Pleosporales, Didymellaceae. The transcript is spliced from 2 exons. Gene Ontology annotation, cellular component: extracellular region. Gene Ontology annotation, molecular function: chitinase activity. The record is from RefSeq and is a predicted model, not a curated record.
AUGCCUUCCACAAUCUUCACCAUCGCGACCGUCGUCGCCGGCCUGCUCGCCUCGACUGCGUCUGCCAAGGGCAAUGUCGCCAUCUACUGGGGUCAGGGUGCGAACCAGAAGGAGCUCAGUGUAGUUUGCAGUGACCCCAGUGUCGACAUUGUCAACAUAGGGUUUGUCAACGGAUUUCCCAAAUCUCGCAACGAGUACCCAGCCACAAACUUCGGAAACGCCUGUGGGCCUGGAUACUUCACCAACCCUGACGGCACAGAGAGCCGUUUCUUGAGCAACUGCCCCAUCAUCACACGCGGUAUCAAGGUCUGCAAGAGCAACGGCAAGAAGGUUCUGUUGUCUCUUGGUGGUGGCUACCCUCCGGACUACUACCUUGACAACGUCGACGCAUACAAGUGGUUUGCGGAGACCCUGGUAGGCUCCUUCGGCCCCUACAACCCCAGCGCCUCGUGGCCUCGUCCUUUUGGCGAUGCUGCUGUUGAUGGCUUUGAUCUCGACAUCGAGUCGACAUCCGGCCAGGGCAACUACCAGUGGCAGCUGUACGGCGAUUUUGUCAACUACCUCAAGAAGCAGAGCCCUGGCAUGCUGAUCUCCGCCGCUCCUCAGUGCAUUGUUCCCGAUUCUCACCUUGACGACGCUAUCUACAGGGCACCCUUUGAUUACAUCUUCACGCAGUUCUACAACACUGACCAGUGCUCUGCUAAGCUUGGCUACCAGCAGCUUGGCCAGGCCUCUACCGGCUUCACCUACAACGCUUGGGCCGACAGGCUUCAGAAGAGGUCCAAGAACCCUAACAUUAAGCUGUACAUUGGUCUUUCUGCCGGCCUCAACGGAGCAAACCCCAACCACUACCUGAAGCCGGAGGAAGCCAACGCCCUGAUUACUGCGUACCAGAACAAGCCUUUGUUUGGCGGAGUCAUGCUUUGGGAGGCUACUGUUUCCCAGAACAAUACUGUCUACGGCCAGUCCUACUCCAACUGGAUCAAGUACAGUCUUGACGGCACAUUCAAGGACAAGUACAAGCCCGUCGUUUCAUCCACCAUCAGGUCUUCUUCCACUCUUGUCUCGUCCACCAGGACCAGCACCGUCAUCUCCAAGACGAGCACCCCUGUGUCCUCCAAGACCAGCUCCGCCGUCACCUCCAAGUCUAGCUCUGCUGUCGUCUCCAAGAGCAGCUCUAUCGCCCCUUCGACUAAGAGCUCCUCGGUCGUUGUCAGCUCUACCGUCAAGCCUUCCAGCACACCCGCAGCUUCGUCCAGCUACCCUGCGUCCAGCUCUGUUGCAUCGUCGAGCUCAUACCACGCCUCUAGCUCCGCUGUUGUCUCGUCGUCCAGCAUUUACGUCUCGGCUUCCAGCUCUGCUCUUCCCAGCUCCGCCGUUUCUAGCUCUGUUGCCUUCAGCUCUGUUGCCUCCAGUUCUGCUGCUUCCAGCUCUGUUGCCUCCAGCUCUGUUGCCUCCAGCUCUGUUGCCUCCAGCUCUGUUGCCUCCAGCUCUGUUGCCUCCAGCUCUGUUGCCUCCAGCUCUGUUGCCUCCAGCUCUGUUGCCUCCAGUUCUGCUGCUUCCAGCUCUGUUGCUGUCUCGUCGUCCAGCAUCUACGUCUCGGCCUCCAGCUCUGCUGCUUCCAGCUCUGCUGCUUCCAGCUCUGCUGCCUCCAGCUCUGUUGCAUCCAGCUCCGUUGCUUCCAGCUCCGCUACUGUCUCGUCAUCUAGCCUCUACGUUCCAGCAUCCAGCUCUGCUUCUUCCAGCUCGAUCUACGUCAGCAGCUCGUCGGUUUCUGUUCACGUCAGCUCCUCUUCGGUAGAGUACUCUGCCAGCUCGUCCUCGGUUGCAUCUUCCGAGACUUCCAGCAUCCAGUAUUCCGGCUACUUCUCUGCUACUUUGCCCACUGUGACUCCUAGCGCCAGUUCUGCCUCCGUCAGCCCCAGCAUUGUCUACCCCGAAGACGUUUCUUCCACCGCUGUUCACUCCAGCUACUCUGCCGAUGUCAUCAGCAGCGCCUCCAGCGAAUACGAGGCUUCUUCCACUCUUGCCGUUUCCAGCAGCGCCUCUGACUACUACAGCAGCUCCUCGAGCGCUACCCCUGUCGUCUCCAGCUCCGUCUCUGAGUACUACUCCAGCUCCUUGAGCUCUACUCCUGCUGCUUCAGAGUCUACCCCUGUUGCCUCAGCGUCCGAGUCUGCGUCCGACUACUCUGCUUACCCAGUUUCGAGCAGCACUGCUGACUACGAAGUCUCCAGCUCCAGCCUUCCGGCCGAUGCCUCGUCUACUCCUUGCACCACCUCGACUGAGCUGUACCCCGAGUCCUCCAAGACUCCUGAGGCGUCGUCUUCUGCUUCUGAGUACGCAAGCUACUCUACGUCUUCUAUCGCUUCUGCCACCGAGUCUUCCAAGACUCCUGAGGCUUCCUCCUCGGCAUCUGAGUACGUAAGCUACUCUACGUCUUCCAAGGUUUACGAGGCUUCUUCCGUCGCCUCUGCCACCGAAUCUACCAAGACCCCUGAGGCUUCUGCUUCUGCUUCGUCUGAGUACUCUACUGGUUACUCCGCCAGCUCCACCACUCCCGCCGAGGCUUCGUCUACUCCUUGCACCACUUCGACCGAGCUGUACCCGGAGUCCUCCAAGACUCCCGAGGCUUCGUCUUCUGCAUCUGAGUACAUCUCCUACUCCGAGUCCUCCAAGACUCCCGAGGCUUCGUCUUCUGCAUCCGAGUACAUCUCCUACUCCGAGUCCUCCACAGUCCCCGAGGUUUCCAGCAAGGCUUCGUCGGAAUACUCUGUCCAGUACCCGACCGAGACGCCCGUUGACUCUACCAAGACUCCAGAGGCAUCGUCCAAGGCUUCUGAAUACCCCAGCGAGUACUCCACCGCUUACCCGGUUGUCUCUUCCUCUUCCGUUGCUGAGGUCUCUUCCAAGGCUCCUGAGUACCCUGUAGAGUACCCGACCGCUUCCCAGGUUGCCUCCACCAAGACCCCUGAGGCGUCGAAGGCAUCCGAGUACGAGAUACACAGCACUGCGACCCCGACCGUCACCAAGCCGGCUGAGAGCACCACCACGGUCGUCACGACCACCUACGUCGACACGUGCUCCACCGGCCUGACGACCAAGACCACCGUCAUCACCAAGACAGUCUGCGACGCGUGCACAAAGCCGUCGGACAAGCCCGAGGCCGACUACCCCAAGGACUGGACCACCAGCGUCUACGUCUCCAAGACGCUGACCGUCACAAUCACCAAGCCCAUCCACCCAGCCACCGACGUCCCAGGGUACCCAACUCCAACCGUGGUCGCCGAGCAGCCCACGGCCCCGAAGCCGUCCACCCCCGCGGCCGAGUACCCGGUCGACAAGGCGGAAGUCCCCUCGUACGAGACGCCGGCCAAGUCCUCUUCCGCCGGCGCCUACGAAGGCACGAAGCCAUCUCCCAAGCCCUCGGUGCCCUCCUACCCAGAGGACGCCACCAUCACGCUCUCGCGGUACGUCACCCUGACCAAGGUCGCGACGCCGGCGGCCUACACCCCCGUCGCGCACGCCUCGCCUGUCCAGCACCAGGGCUACCCUGUCGGCAUCAGCAACGGCACCGUGCCCUCUGGCACCGGCGCUGUCAAGCCGUCUGCUACGGGAACUGGAAAGCCUGUCCAGCCAUCCGGGUACGCGACUCCGGAGUUUGAGGGCGCGGCUAGCAAGUUGAACGUUGGGCUGGCUGGCGUUGUUGGUGUCGUUGGUGUUGCUUUCUUUGUUCUGUGA